Molecule: messenger RNA, 903 nt
Organism: Rodentolepis nana
Lineage: Eukaryota; Metazoa; Platyhelminthes; Cestoda; Cyclophyllidea; Hymenolepididae
Source: the annotation of a GenBank genome assembly
AUGUACGAAUUAGCAGAUUUAGGAACCAUUGAAGAGCUCUUUACCGCGGAAGCACACAGAAAUACUGUCGGUGGAAGAUCACUAAGGCAUUUCUUUACUUACUAUAAUCAACGCCUUCCAACAACAAUAACGGUGGAAUUUGUAGAUCAGACAUUAAAGAAAAUGAUGGGGCGAAAGUAUCUGACCUCGGUGACAAAGGUCAACAAUCGAAGGACGAGGUGUAUUAUACGCAAAGUGAAGGAAUCGAUCUCGUGCCAAGCAGAAGAUACUGACGAUCUAUCAUUCCCUCACGAGAAGGGAAACUACCUUCAAUACCUUUACCUCUGGGCGCUCGCUUCAAAGCGCUAUGAAAUUGCACGCUAUCUACUGAUGAUGUUGACAGACAUCACCGUGGCGGCGCUCUUUGGAGCCUCCUUCUUAAGACGAAAAGCCCGAACUCUUAGAUCGCCGUCGGAUAUUGAAGAACUCCAGCACUACUCUCUCUCACUUUACAUUUGUCAUCUCUACUGCAGAGUCUUUGAAGAUAUCGCUCUGUCUAUUGUGAAGCAAUGCUACGGAAAUAAUGUGAAAAGUACAAUGCAAUUGCUUAUUAUGGAAAGGAGGACUUUUAAUCAGGUCUCCUGUUUUGUGAUGGCAGCCGAAGGCGACUGCAAGCAUUUCAUGGAGCAUCAAGCCUGCCAGGAGUAUCUCGAUCGAAUUUGGGCUCAUACACUCAUUUUGAGAACUGCCUCUUGGAAGUCACGACUUCCCGUUCCCCUGCUCCUCUCUCGUAUUGGCGAAUUCCGGAUUUAUUUUGUUGUCCUUCUCAAGAUUAUUAACUCCCUCAUGGUCUGUUCUGGGCUUUUAGUAAAUGGCACUGUUCGGAGUAAUGUGCGCCUCCUAAAAACAAUUGGACGACAUUAA